AAGUGCCAUGUAAUAACAUUUGACAAAAAUGUGGCUUGUGGUUUUACUCUACCCAUCAAUUUAGAAAAUUCUGGUGAUUGAAUAAUCCAGUUUCCAGCUAGUUGUUUUCUCUUCUUUCAUCCACCAAAUCCCACACCCCACCCCCUCCACAAAACACCCCACCCUUUUCUAUCACUUUGUCAUCAAACCCUUUUCCAAGAAUUGGCAAAUUCUCAUCAGAUUUUUGGAUUUUAGCAUCUGGGAUAUCAAAAUCUUUGAAGUAACUUGCUGUUCUUGUUUUCUUCUUGCUUAAAAAGGGUGCCUUUUUGGGGCUUUUUCCUUAAAAGAGGUUGUGUAGCAAGUAACUGUGAUUUCUUGAUUCUUCAGUUUAUUGUUGAAAAGUCAUAGUAAUUGGUUGUUGCUUAAUCAAGAUUGCAACUUUAUGUUUGAUUUUGCUUCAGAAAUGGUUAAAGACAGCUUCUUUGGAUAAUUUUUUCUUAGUUGGUGUUGUUUUUUUGUUCUUGUUCAAAAAGGGUACAUUCCUUUGGUAAUUCUUGAAGGUGGGGUUGUAGCUAUACUUCAGUUUUUUGUUGGAAAGUUGCUGUAAUUGGUAGUUGAUUAAUCAAGAAUACAAUUUGUACUUGAUUUUGCUUCAAAAAUGGUUAAAGAAAGGUUCUUUGGAUAAUUUUGCUUUGUUGGGUUUUUGCUUUAAACCUAUCAAGAAGGGUAAAUAGUUGAUUCAGUUUGAGGAGAUAGAAUGAAGGAUUUUGCUGGCACACCUGGUACUUUAACUGGGCUUUUUCUGAGGAUGGCUCAGUGCUUUUUUGCUGCUGGUGCAAUUGCCUCAAUGGUUACCUCUAAAGGUUUCUUCAAUGUCACAGCUUUUUGCUACUUAAUAGCCUCAAUGGCUUUGCAAGUCAUCUGGAGCUCUGGACUUGCAUUUUUGGAUGCCUAUUUCUUGGCAAAGAAGAAGUCUUUUCACAAUCAUGUUUUACUGAGCCUCUUCGUAGUUGGAGACUGGUGUACAGGAUUACUAUCGCUCGCUGCAGCUGCUUCUUCAGCUGGCGUAGCAGUGUUGUACUUUCAUGACUUGGGAAGUUGCAGUUUCGGCGAGGAAUGCACCAAGUUCCAGUUAUCCGUUGCGUUUGCUUUCCUCAGUUGGAUAUCGAUUUUUAUAUCUUCUCUAAUUAUGUUUUGGAUAUGGGCUGCUGGUUAGACGACUCAACAGGGUGCUGCAUUCAUCUGUUGCUGCUGUAUUUCGUCACUGUCCAAUUUUUGAAGUGUGAAUAGGGGAAAAAAUUAGGAAAAAUAGAGUAUUCAUUUUGUAUACUGAUACUACAGAAUGCUUAUUUUUCUUUUAUCAUCCGUACAGAAGAAACUGUAAUCGAUCAUUUGAAGUUAAUUGAGGAAGAUUUUUUUUGUCUUA
Molecule: messenger RNA, 1405 nt
Organism: Solanum tuberosum (potato)
Lineage: Eukaryota; Viridiplantae; Streptophyta; Magnoliopsida; Solanales; Solanaceae
Product: CASP-like protein 5B3
Exons: 3
Coding region: 737-1195 (152 amino acids)
Cellular component (GO): plasma membrane
Source: RefSeq, a predicted model, not a curated record